Molecule: messenger RNA, 2453 nt
Organism: Miniopterus natalensis
Lineage: Eukaryota; Metazoa; Chordata; Mammalia; Chiroptera; Miniopteridae
Gene: FKBP8
Product: FKBP prolyl isomerase 8
Biological process (GO): protein folding; negative regulation of apoptotic process
Cellular component (GO): mitochondrial envelope; endomembrane system; cytosol
Molecular function (GO): peptidyl-prolyl cis-trans isomerase activity; protein binding; protein folding chaperone
Source: RefSeq, a predicted model, not a curated record
UGGGGCCUAGGGUAGGGGGGUAGUCCUUGAUGGCCCAAGGAAGAGAAUGUAGAAUGCUGUGGGGAUCUCCACCACUCCUAUACAGGUCACUUUGGGAGGGUAGUCAGGAGGCCUGAGGAGAGGUUCCCAGGAAGAGUUUGGGCCCCGGUCUUUGGUGUCGUUUAGGUUCAGAGUAUGGAAGAAAAAGGCUUGGGGUUUCUGGGUGGUGGGAAGUUAGCAGGGGGCUCCCCUUAGGAGAAGGGGCAGCUGAAGAUGGGGAGCCCUGGUAAAGAUUUAAUUCUCCUUCUCUUGGGCUCUAAAAAUAGUCUCCCCAAGACCUCAGGGAUUGUCCACUUAAAAACCACCCAGCAUCUCCUCUGGACAUUUAAUCAGAUAAAACCCCAGGUUCAAAUCCUGCCCCUGCAGUUGGCUUAUUGUUUAACCUUGGGCAAAUAGCUUUGCUCCUUUGGGCCUCAGUUUCCUUUUCUGCAAAAUGUGGGGGUAUGUUUCCUACUUCCUGGGGUGUUUAUAAAUAUUAAAUAUUAUUUAGCUCUAAUAAUAGCUAACUGUGUUUGAGCCUGAUGCCCAGGGCUUGAUGCUUCGGUCCUUAAAUUCUCUGGACAAGCCAGGGUCGUUGCUCUAUCCACUAUGCAGAUGAGGAAACAGGCCUGGAGCCCCUGAGUCAGAUAGCAAGUGGCCCACAGUGCGGAGAAUGAUGUACAGGUACAGGUGGAUUGAGGGGCUGGGUGGGAUUCUUACCCCCAUCCAUUCCCUCCACCAGGGCCAGUUCCCAUCUCCCCAGCAACAUGGCAUCCUGUGCUGAGCCCUCUGCCGUGGACUCUGAGCCUGCCGCCCCACCUCCUGCUGGGGUCCCACCGCUUGAGGACUUCGAAGUGCUGGAUGGGGUGGAAGAUACAGAGGGCGAGGAGGAAGAGGAGGAGAACCUGAGUGAGGUGCGACCACUAGAGGACAUGGGACAGCCCCCACUGGAGGAGACCGAACAGCCAGGGGCCCUGGCCCGAGAGUUCCUGGCUGCCAUGGAGCCUGAGCCUGAGCCUGCUCCAGCCCCGGACGAGUGGCUGGACAUCCUGGGGAAUGGGCUGUUGAGGAAGAAGACACUGGUCCCAGGUCCACCUGGCUCAAGUCGCCCGGCCAAGGGCCAAGUGGUCACAGUGCAACUGCAGACGUCACUGGAGAAUGGCACACGGGUGCAGGAGGAGCCAGAGCUGGUGUUCACCCUGGGUGACUGUGAUGUCAUUCAGGCCCUGGAUCUCAGCAUCCCGCUCAUGGAUGUGGGGGAGACAGCUAUGGUCACUGCUGAUUCCAAGUACUGCUAUGGUCCCCAGGGCAGGAGCCCAUAUAUUCCCCCUCAUGCGGCCCUGUGCCUGGAGGUGACCCUGAAGACAGCUGUGGAUGGACCUGACCUGGAGAUGCUCACAGGGCAGGAACGUGUGGCACUGGCCAACCGGAAGCGGGAGUGCGGCAAUGCUCACUACCAGCGGGCUGACUUCGUGCUGGCUGCCAACUCCUAUGACCUCGCCAUCAAGGCCAUCACCUCCAGCGCCAAAGUGGACAUGACAUUUGAGGAAGAGGAGCAGCUCCUGCAGCUGAAGGUGAAGUGUCUGAACAACCUGGCAGCCUCGCAGCUGAAGCUAGACCACUACCGGGCUGCAUUGCGCUCUUGUAGCCUCGUGCUUGAGCACCAGCCUGACAACAUCAAGGCACUCUUCCGCAAGGGCAAGGUGCUGGCCCAGCAAGGGGAGUACAGUGAGGCCAUCCCCAUUCUGAGGGCAGCCCUGAAGCUGGAACCUUCCAACAAGACGAUCCAUGCGGAGCUCUCGAAGCUAGUGAAAAAGCACGCAGCCCAGCGGAGCACAGAGACCGCCCUGUACCGGAAAAUGCUGGGCAACCCCAGCCGGCUUCCUGCCAAGUGUCCUGGCAAGGGUGCCUGGUCCAUCCCAUGGAAGUGGCUGUUUGGAGCAACUGCUGUUGCCCUGGGGGGCGUGGCGCUCUCUGUGGUCAUCGCUGCCAGGAACUGACUGCCCAGGUGGCCGCUACCCCUUCUGAGCACCGUGAACCCCACCCCGCGCUCCCUAACUCUCCCAGGCUCCCUGUCCACUACCCUUUCUGGCCUAGCCCCCUCCUCUGGGGCAGGGACAGUGAGGUUUGAGGGUCGCCUGGCCCAGUGAGCAGGAGGAACUGAGGCCCUGUAGGAGGAAAAUGAGGCAGGGCCCAGGCCCCAUGUCCAGCUGGGAAGGAGGGGGCCCUUAUUCCUCCAGACCCAAUUCCUACCCCCCCACUCCCUCCCUGGGCUAGGUCUCAACAGGGGCCUGCCUCAGUUUCUCCUUCCCAGGGCCUCAGGGCAGCCCUUCCCCAUCCACUUCCUGUCCAAUUGCCAGCCCCUCCUGCCUAGCCUGCUGCCCUCUGUCCAGGCUACCCACCCCCCCAAGUGAAAUAAAGUCUCCCACCCUGCA